AUGGCCGCCGUGGCCGCCGUGGUUGCUCUUGCAACUGCGGUGCCUGCUCCCGGCAACGGUACUGUUCCUGUCAACGGAACUAUUGUUCCUGUCAAGGGUCCCACCAUUCCUGUUGUCGGUGGCCCUGACACCAAAGGCCCGACCAUUCCCAUCCCUCUCGGCCCUGACUUCAACGGACCUAGCUUUCCCGUUGGCAAUGGUCCUGACACCAAGGGUCCUCACGGUGUUCAUGUUUUCGUUGAUCCCGUCACCGGUCUUAGCUCUGGCUUCAAGGGUCCCGCCGCUCGUGUCGUUGAUGGCGAUUAUAAGCCUCACCCCAAGCCCUUCCCACCUGGCUCUGGCGGUGAUUACAACCCUCGCGAUGUUCAGGAGUCUGCCGGCGAUUACAAGCCCCACCCAAAGCCGUUCCCCCCUGGGUCUGGUGGCGACUAUCAUCCCCGCGACGUUCAGGGUGAUGGACCCCAUCCAAUUGGUCACGGUCCUUCUUUCCCUCUCGGUCCCUGUGGCAAGCCUCAUGGGAUGUGUCCUCGUGAUGUCGAAGACAAGGGUCUUUGGAUGCUUAUGAAGUCAGAUGAGGAACAGCCCGAACCCACUAUUAUGUGCACGCGCCAUAUUGACUGCACCGAACCCGCGACUCGCUGCAUUGACGGCAAGUGCACUCUCAUCACUAAGCCUGUUGACAACCAUGAGCCCCGUUGGAUGCUUAGCAAGUCGGAAGACGACGCCGAGCUUGACAAAUCCGAGUUCGACCAGAACUGCAAGGUCAACACCGACUGCAACUCCGGCUCUCUCUGCCUCGGCGGAUGGUGCACCGCAGGUCACAAGGAAGAGGACGGAACCCUCGUUCUGCCCGCUCGUGAGAUCAUUGCCGAAGAUGAAGAAUUCUGGUACCUCCAGACCAGCGCCGCCGUCGACGUCCUCGACGAGCUCUCCGGCGAAGUCGAUCUUCAGAACGUCAAGAACAAGUGCCCCAAGAAGUGUGAUGGCACCGUCGGAAAACACCGGUGCUGCCCGAACCAGUUCUGCCAGCCCCCUCGCUGCCUCUGA
This is a messenger RNA of Aspergillus mulundensis, 1047 nucleotides long. RefSeq lists its product as uncharacterized. The record is from RefSeq and is a predicted model, not a curated record. NCBI's taxonomy places the organism in Eukaryota, Fungi, Ascomycota, Eurotiomycetes, Eurotiales, Aspergillaceae. Bases 1 to 1047 code for a protein of 348 amino acids. The transcript is spliced from 5 exons.